UCUCUGGUGAUCUUGAAAGAGCCUGUAUCAUGGAAUCGAUCUCUAUGAUGGGAAGCCCUAAGAACCUUAGCGAAACUUUUUUGCCUAAUGGCAUCAAUGGUAUCAAAGAUGCAAGGAAGGUCACCGUGGGUGUCAUUGGAAGUGGGGAUUUUGCCAAAUCGCUGACGAUUCGACUUAUUAGAUGUGGCUAUCAUGUGGUUAUAGGAAGUAGAAAUCCUAAGUUUGCUUCCGAAUUUUUUCCUCAUGUGGUAGAUGUCACUCAUCAUGAAGAUGCUCUGACAAAAACAAAUAUAAUAUUUAUUGCUAUACAUAGAGAACAUUACACCUCCCUGUGGGACCUGAGACAUCUGCUUGUGGGUAAAAUCCUGAUUGAUGUGAGCAAUAACAUGAGGAUAAAUCAAUAUCCAGAAUCCAACGCUGAAUAUUUGGCUUCAUUAUUCCCAGAUUCCCUGAUUGUCAAAGGCUUUAAUGUUGUCUCAGCUUGGGCACUUCAGUUAGGACCUAAGGAUGCCAGCCGGCAGGUCUAUAUAUGCAGCAACAAUAUUCAAGCUCGACAACAGGUUAUUGAACUUGCCCGUCAGCUGAAUUUCAUUCCUGUUGACUUGGGAUCAUUAUCAUCAGCCAGGGAGAUUGAAAAUUUACCCCUGCGACUAUUUACUCUCUGGAGAGGGCCAGUGGUGGUAGCCAUAAGUCUAGCCACGUUUUUCUUUCUUUAUUCCUUUGUCAGAGAUGUGAUACACCCAUAUGCUAGAAACCAGCAGAGUGACUUUUACAAGAUUCCUAUUGAGAUUGUGAAUAAAACCUUGCCCAUAGUUGCCAUUACUUUGCUGUCCCUGGUAUACCUAGCAGGUCUCCUGGCAGCUGCGUAUCAGCUUUAUUACGGCACCAAAUAUAGGAAAUUUCCACCUUGGUUGGAGACCUGGUUACAGUGUAGAAAACAGCUUGGAUUACUAAGUUUUUUCUUCGCUUCAGUCCAUGUUGCCUACAGCCUCUGCUUACCAAUGAGAAGGUCAGAGAGAUACUUGUUUCUCAACAUGGCUUAUCAGCAGGUUCAUGCAAAUAUUGAGAACUCUUGGAACGAGGAAGAAGUUUGGAGGAUUGAAAUGUAUAUCUCCUUUGGCAUAAUGAGCCUUGGCUUACUCUCCCUCCUGGCAGUCACCUCUAUCCCUUCAGUGAGCAACGCUUUAAACUGGAGGGAAUUCAGUUUUAUUCAGUCUACGCUUGGAUACGUUGCUCUGCUCAUAAGUACUUUCCAUGUUUUAAUUUACGGAUGGAAACGAGCUUUUGAAGAAGAGUACUACAGGUUUUAUACACCACCAAACUUUGUUCUUGCUCUUGUUUUGCCCUCAGUUGUAAUUCUGGGUAAGAUCAUUUUACUCCUUCCAUGCAUAAGCCGAAAGCUAAAGAGAAUUAAAAAAGGUUGGGAAAAGAGCCAAUUUCUGGAAGAAGGUAUUGGAGGAGCAGUUCCUCAUCUCUCACCAGAGAGGGUUACAGUAAUGUGAUGAUAAAUGGUGCUCAUUGAUGCCAUAUAGAAUUCUGCUCAUGCCAUUAUUUUUAUGACUUCCUUUAUGUUCAUUUGCAAGUGCAUUGUCAAACUGACGUGGGCUGAAAUCCUUACAGUAAGAUCUCAAUCAAAUUAGUGGCAGAACUUUCUUGAAAUUAAUUUUCACAGAGAUCAAUUUUGGCAAUAUGAAUUUUUGUGGUCAACUUAUAUGUUUUGUUUUACACAACCAUAACACUCUUGUUAUUUUAAUAAACUGUAUUCCAUAAUCAGGCAAAAAUAUUUAUGGCGAAUAAUAUAGAUAUAACCUAAUGUUAAAAAAACUUUACAAAUCAGCAGAAUUUUAAGUGUUAAUAUAAUUGAAUGGAUGCAUUUUUUUUUCCUGAAGCUUACUUAAGGUUUUAAUUGUCAUCCAGCUUAAGAAAUAGAAACACAUAAUCAUACAUUAACUUUAAGAAAGGACAUGUGACAUUAGCAUCUAGGUAAGGGUGAAUGGUAACAUUCCUAUAUUUUUCUCAUAAGAUAGGGUUUGAAGAAUGUAAUUAAUUGUAUGAACCAGUGUGCUUUGUGAACAAACACAAAUUAAAAAAAAACAAAUUGAAUCUGACGUAUUUGAAAUGCAAAGGAGACAUGAAAUACAUACUGAUAAUAUGUACCUUAUGAAAGAUUUCAUUCCUUAUCUUUUUACAGAGCAGUUUCAUUUGCAUAUUAAUAUGUUGAUUUCGGAGAAGACCGUGAUAUUUGGCUUCCAAAACUGAUUUUUCUACUAUAGUACCAAUCCAGGGAAUCUUACAGUUGUUUCUAGUGACAGGGAGGGUAUUAAGUUUAUACACAAGGGGUUGUUUGUCAGCUGAUCUAUGUUGUUGUACAUUAGCCAGUCCCCACUCUCUCUGGUAUAUGAUUUUACUGAUGUUCACUGAGGGAUUAUAAUAUGCCAGGCACUGUUCUAAGCACUUUACUCGUACUGUCCCAUCUAAUAUUUACAACUCCAUGACAGAGGUUGUUAUAUCCUCAUUUUACAUAGGAGAAAACAGAAGGACAGAAAAGCAAUUUGCCCAAGGUCACACAGUUAGUAAGAGCCAGAGCCAGCAUUUAAUAUGUAGACAGUCAUAUUUCCGAGGCUACGGUUUUAACCACUAGGCUAAUGGCCCCUGCUCCAUCCUUAUGCAUUCAUUACCAUCAUGAUGCCAAUCUAGAUGCUUCCUCUUUUGUCAGUAAAGGCACUGACAUUCUUCACAGUGUGUUGUGGGUAUCAAAAAUAUAUGAAAAUAUUACAGUCAUAAAUUUAUUAUUGAUUGUGGGAUAAUCUACAGUUCCUCACCUUGCAAGAGGCUCUUGCUUGGGACCUGACCCUGGAGACCUAUGGCAGUCCAUAUGACCCUAUGCAGUGAGGGACUCCAGCAGGGUAGGACCAUAGCAGUUUUAACGAAUGGCUAAGGACCUGCAGAAUCUUAAAAGUCCCUGAAGAGUUGGUCAUCCCUUUUUUCUCUCCCUGAGAAGUCCUCCUGCCUGUUCAACCAUUCAUGAGGGAGCAGUUUGGAAGCAUGAAGGAUAUUAAGAAAAGUGAUUAAUUAUAAAUCUACUCUAGAGACAUAUAAUCAUACAAAUUAUUCAUAAAAAUUUUCAGUGCUGACACUCCACAUUAAAAUUGCAUUUUGUUCAAACUUUGAUUAGAAUGCCCUACAUUUUUUUCAUUUGUUCCUUCCUUAUUAAAAUAGAAAACUGCAGAUAAGAUACAAUUAUAUGCAUUAUGUAAUUAUAUAUCCUGAAAUUAUAACAUUUCUAAACUUAUACCCACUGAAGUACUGCUGAAUGCAACUGCCAAAAUAAAAGUUCUAUUUAGUGGAGGCUACCUUUCCCAUCAUUGGCUCUUUCCCUCCUACUGCACCCUGUCAAUUUGGUAAAUCACUCAUGAUUCUCUGGUGUUCUCUUCUUGGUGAAUUUUAGUAUCUUGUACUUCUUAAUUGAGCUCUCCCUUUUUAAAAUUUUAAUUCUAUUUUUUCCCUCUUCAUAAUCAUUUCCUUGCUAGUUUUUAGUAGGAACUACCUUGGGUGAUAACUUUUAAAGGGAAACACCCAUACACUGUUGUAGCACACUAGUGAAAUUAAUAGCAUAUUUUCAGUUUGUUCCUCAAGUUACCCUCUGUCAAGACCAUUGCUUUCACCAUUUAAUGUGAAAAUACAAUGAGACAUUUUUAAAAGCUAUAUGACUAUUGAAUUAUAUUGUUGCAUGUGUAUAUUAAGUAGCCAAUAAUAUAACACUAUUACAGAUAAAUGGGGCCUUUGAAAAUGUGAAAA
Messenger RNA from Lynx canadensis (Canada lynx), 3798 nucleotides. RefSeq names its product STEAP2 metalloreductase (gene STEAP2). Gene Ontology annotation, biological process: copper ion import. The record is from RefSeq and is a predicted model, not a curated record. Gene Ontology annotation, cellular component: plasma membrane; endosome. Gene Ontology annotation, molecular function: cupric reductase (NADH) activity; ferric-chelate reductase (NADPH) activity. The transcript has 4 exons. NCBI's taxonomy places the organism in Eukaryota, Metazoa, Chordata, Mammalia, Carnivora, Felidae. The coding region runs from base 30 to 1502 and encodes 490 amino acids.